GGUCACACUAAGCCCAACUGAAUCCAAUCCGAAUUCCCAUCUUCGCAUCCGCAACUGCAUCUGCAUCUGCACUCCGCCGCCGAGGACGAGCACCCAGUGGCCAAUCCGCCGACCAUGUCGCCCAAGUACACACAUGCGAUUGUGGCCAGAAUCUCCGAUGCCCUGCUGGAGAACGGGGAGUUCGACGUGCAGCUGGCCAAGCAGCAGCACGAGCAGUACUGCACCCUCUUGAGGAGCAUUGGCCUGGAUGUGAUCGAACUGCCUCCGGAUGACCAGCUGCCCGAGGGCGUCUUCGUCGAGAACAGUGCCGUCAUCUGCAACGGAGUGGCCCUGAUCGGAAGAUCGGAGCAUGCCAAGCGACGUCGCGAGGCCGAGAGCAUGGCCAUUAUCCUCAAAAAGGAGCUGGACAUUCCGGUCAUCGAGAUCGAGGAUCCGCAUGCUCAGCUCGAUGGAGGCGAUGUGCUUUUCACGGGUCGCGAAUUCUUCAUUGGCAUCUCCAGUUUUACCAACGAGGAGGGCGCCCGGGCGGUGGCCAUGGCCUAUCCCGAAUAUCCAGUGACGCCGAUACGGGUCAACGGCACCAAGAGGCUGAAGUACUAUGUGACCAUGGCGGGACCGGAUGUGCUGUGUGUGAGCAGUAGCCCCACCUGCCAGGAGAUCGUGAAGCGGAUGGAGCGGGAGGCCAGCUUCACCUAUCAGAAGCUGACUCUGCCCGAGGAGAGUGCGGCCAAUAUGCUGUACAUCAACGGAACGAUCGUACACAGAUCGCCGACGGAAAUUCCAGAAGCCUACAAGACUUUAAAAGAGAAAAUCGACAUUCCAACACGCAACAUAAAUAUUAGUGAAUUUAGCCAAUACUCCAGUGGUCUGACCUCGUCGUGUUUGUUGCUGCGACGCUGGAAGUCCAUACGGAGCUUGUGAAUCUCUGGGAGCUGAGAGGAUCACCUGACCGGAGUGAGAAGCAUUGCCAUGAGAACCAUGCACAACAGGCCCAGGGAGCAGGAUGCAUUCCCUGCUCUGUCCAGGCAUCAGCAAUAUCGUAUUAUCUUAUUAUAGUUUAUACACAUCUCUUGUUAUUGUUACAAACUAAGAUUAAACCUUUAACGCUAAUCAAACUGAUCGUCGCAGUGAUGCCGGUGAUGUUACUUUCCAGCCCAUUGUUACCCUUAUGUGUUGUGUAAUUUAAUCAGAGUUUGAAAGCAUCAUCAUCGUCGUCCAGAUGCUCGGCAUUCCUCACUCACACUCCAUGACGAUGUUGAACGGAUAUCAUUGUAUUAAUAUGGUAAAAUUGCUAUUAUGAAUUGUAUCUACUUUACAAGUAGUUUGUUGAAUGUGUUCACUGUCUGUCCUCGAAAUAAAUGCAACAUUUGUAAUCUCUUUAUAAACUUGAA
This is a messenger RNA of Drosophila teissieri, 1391 nucleotides long. Its product is annotated as N(G),N(G)-dimethylarginine dimethylaminohydrolase 1. Gene Ontology annotation, molecular function: dimethylargininase activity; amino acid binding. Bases 115 to 921 code for a protein of 268 amino acids. Gene Ontology annotation, biological process: positive regulation of nitric oxide biosynthetic process; arginine metabolic process. Lineage: Eukaryota; Metazoa; Arthropoda; Insecta; Diptera; Drosophilidae. The record is from RefSeq and is a predicted model, not a curated record. The transcript has 5 exons.